Messenger RNA from Salvelinus sp. IW2-2015, 3299 nucleotides. The record is from RefSeq and is a predicted model, not a curated record. Lineage: Eukaryota; Metazoa; Chordata; Actinopteri; Salmoniformes; Salmonidae.
GUUGGUCUCCGACGUUGCGUCAACUCUGAAUCGAAGUUGGCUAGCUAGAGUGAGCCAAGCGUACUUUCCCUAUUCUCUGUGUUCAAAUAAACAUGUUGUACAUAGCUAGACUGUUUUAAAUGUUAUCUUUGAAAUAAUCAGAAAAUCAUUAUUUUCAAAGCAACCAACGACAACUGUUGGAUCGAAAUCUUCGUCUCAUCCAGCGUUUAUAAAUGAAGCAAUAGCUGCCUGCUACGUUAGCUAGCUAACAAGUGACAAUUUACAAAGAAGGUAAACAAACCAACCGCUAGAGGUUGGAGAGUGGGAUGUGGAUAUAUAAUGUAUGUAAUCUGACGUGUUUUUUGCUAAAUGGACCAUGGAGGACCUUUGCCACGCGAGGACUCAAAUGUCGUUUAACGAGAUGAAAAAUAGAGAGACAUUCCAACAGCAACGUCGCUACUGAAAAACAGUAACGUUACCAUUCCCGAAUCCCUCAUCAAUUUACACGGUGAAGGCCUGAUGCUAGUUUUUAGCUAGCUAACUGCCCCCUAGCCCAUCAAAUCCACCCUGGCAACAGCCGUUCCCUGGAAACGUCACCGUUGUCACACAGGAUUUGGAUGAUGCUGAUACUGAUGCACCUGAGAGAGAACCCUCCUGUCUAAGACACAACCAGCUGGAUUUAAAACACCCUCUCCCAGCCCUCCCCUCAGCACCCCCAUCUCCUGCACCUGAACCAUGUGAGGGCCCCUCGCUCUACUUUGAGGGGAUCCCAGGACUGUUGUGUAAAAGCAGCCGUUGAGCGGGGCCAGAGUGAACCUGUGUGCGAGCAAGCAGUCUUCCCCCUAACCCCCACCCACAUAUUCCCGCCCCCCUUCCCGUUGGGAACGCGCCAUGAUGUUCCGAGACCAGGUGGGCAUCCUGACGGACUGGUUCAAGGGCUGGAACGAGUGUGAGCAGACGGUGGCGCUUCUUUCCUUGCUGAAGAGAGCGUCUCGUACCCAGGCCCGCUUCCUGCACAUCUGCCUGGAGCACUGGCUGGCAGACUGCACUGAGAUCCACAUCCUGGAGGCUGAGGCCAACAAUGCAGACAUUGUGAGCCAGUGGCACCWGGAGCCCAUGGAYAAGGCGGUGUCCCUGCUGCUGUCCCACCUYCCCRUYCUGCAGCCCCGCAACAGCGAGGCCAAGUGUGAGUACAUGAAGCUGCUGCAGAAGGUGCUGAGRUARACCAUCGAGAGCAGRCUGUUUGUGGAYGAGAGCAGACAGCUGCUGUCCUACGCCCUCAUCCACCCGGCCACCACCCUGGACGACCGCACCUCGCUGGCCAUGUGGCUCAACCACCUGGAGGAGCACCUCUCCAGCGGCUACCCAGCGCCCUCCNUCCACCCGGCCACCACCCUGGACGACCGCACCUCGCUGGCCAUGUGGCUCAACCACCUGGAGGAGCACCUCUCCAGCGGCUACCCAGCGCCCUCCCGGCCCCCCUCUGGCCCCUACCACCCCCGCCAGGGCUCAGAUGAGUGGCCGGGCUCCGCAGAGGUCCUGGACCCUGGCCAUGGCUGGCUGGACAAGCCCCCCUCCUCUAGCUCCUCCCCUGCAGGGCAGAACGGACACAUGUCAUUCCAGGGUGGGAUGCCCUCGCCCAUCAACAGCAACAACGCAGGCAUGGGUCAGAUGGACCAGCCCAGUCCUCUGAAGAGGUCCUCGUCCCUAAUCCCCUCCAGUACCCAGGUCUGUGGCGCAGAUUGGCUGAACCAGGACGACCUGGGUGGGCGACAAGCCUUUGACCACGCCCCCCUGUCCCCCCAGAGUAGUGUGGCAUCCUCAGGCAGCGAGCAGACUGAGGACCAGGGUUCCAGAAACACCUUCCAGGAGGAUGGCAGUGGCAUGAAAGAUGUGCCCAUGUGGCUGAAGAGCCUCCGUCUUCAUAAGUACGCAGCACUUUUCUCCCAGAUGACUUAUGAGGAGAUGAUGAUUCUGACAGAGCACCACCUGGAGUCACAGGUUUGUCAUCGUUUGUCACAGAAUGUGACCAAAGGUGCGCGGCACAAGAUAGCCCUGAGUGUCCAGAAGCUACGAGAGAGGCCAAGCGUUCUCAAGUCUUUAGAGAAGGAUAUAUUGGAGGGGGGCAACCUGCGUAACGCCCUACAGGAACUACAGCAGAUUAUCAUCACCCCUAUCAAGGUCUACAGCUACAGCCCUCCCAGUGUUUCCCACAGAGAUAUGGAGGGGAGUGGAUCCCCCUCAGACCACACCAACCUUGGGGAGGACAAGGACCUGGCCCAGGAGGGCUUCCAGCACCACCACACCCCUCCCUGCGACGGAGAGUCCUCAGCCACACCCAUCUCAGACGGCGACAUUGCUGGCCAGUUCACGCGUGUCAUGGGUAAAGUGUGCACUCAGCUACUGGUGUCCAGGCCGGACGAAGAGAAUAUCAGCUGUUACCUGCAGCUCAUUGAGAAAUGUCUGACACAUGAGGCUUUCACAGAGACUCAGAGGAAGAGGCUGGUCUCCUGGAAGCAGCAGGUUCUCAAGCUGCUCCGCUUGUUCCCAAGGAAAGCCAUGCUGGACAUGCCUGUGUACCGACAGAAAGGCUGGGCAUAUGGUUCCAACUCCCUCCCCACAGCAGGCUCUGUGAGUGCUGGGGGUCUGGCACGUAGGGGGCAGAGGGCAUUCCAGAUGCCCCCUCGUCUCCCUGCCGGGCGCAUGGGGCUCCUGAGUCCAGGUGGCAUCGGGGUUGCCUCCCCACGCCACACCCUCACCAGCCCCACGCUGCCAGGCCAGGGCAGACAGAACCUGUGGUUUGCCAACCCUGGGGGCAGCAACAGCAUGCCAAGCCAGAGUCGCAGCUCCGUGCAACGGACCCACUCACUCCCUGUCCACACCUCCCCGCAAACCAUGCUCCUGUUCCAGCAGCAAGAAUGCCAAGUUCCAGGUGCAGACCUGGAGAUCAACCCCACGCUGGAGUCACUGUGCCUCAGUAUGACAGAGCAUGCCUUAGGAGAUGGAAUUGACCGAACAUCAACAAUUUGAAAAUAAAAGCAGUGAAAAGAAGAAACCAAACCGACACUUCACUUCAACUGAGGCCUGUUCAGUUUCUCUUGCCCAGCACAAAAAUAUAUGCUUAAAAAACAAAGCAAAAUGGUCACUACAAAACGACAACUGUAUAUGUUCUCUGAUAUUUUUCUACUUUAUUAUACUUAACUAAGUUUAUUAUAAAUGGAAUACAGAUGACUAUUAUAUUACAGGAGGGAGAAGAGGUUACUUGUGCAACAUGCUCAAUGUCUUCUGCAGGACUGUGACAUUAAAAUGAGCAGAAUGAG